Messenger RNA from Monascus purpureus, 312 nucleotides. The record is from the annotation of a GenBank genome assembly. Lineage: Eukaryota; Fungi; Ascomycota; Eurotiomycetes; Eurotiales; Aspergillaceae.
AUGGUCUACACGAUUGUCGUCCACCUCCGGGCAAAGCCCGACCAGGAGAGCAUUUCUAAGCUCCACGCCAAACUCCUCGAAGCCUCCGCCGUCUACUCCAAGGACAAGGAAACCCUCUCUUGGUUCGUCAUGCAAUCGGUCCACGACCCGCAGGACUUCACCAUCGUCGAGCGCUACCUGAACGAGGGGUCCCAGAAGUACCACCUGUCCAACCCCUACUGGAAGACCUUCGACCCAUACGUGAUCCCGCUGUUGGAGAAGGAUAUGGAUCUGAGGAGAUUUGAGGAACUUGUUCCUGCCAGUGAGCAUUAG